AUGUGUCCUCCUGAGAUGAUUACGUCCACUGGAUCUGGACUCGCAGUAAUUUGCUUACUUUUCAAUAUUUUCAUACCCGGAUUUGGUACCAUGAUCAAUGCUUGUGCAGGAACUUAAUAUGUAGGAAAAGGAAUCUGCUAUGGAAUCCUGCAAUUCUUGUUAGCUCCCUUAUUGAUUGGAUGGAUAUGGUCUAUUAUUUAUGGCAUAAAAAUACUCCAAGCAUCAGGCAAUCGUCACGUUGUAGUCGAAUAGAGAUGA
Stylonychia lemnae is the source of this 258-nucleotide messenger RNA. The record is from the annotation of a GenBank genome assembly. Lineage: Eukaryota; Ciliophora; Spirotrichea; Sporadotrichida; Oxytrichidae.